GUGCUCCUCAAACGUUCAUUCCGAUCAGAACGUUUGCUUGGCAUUUCACGAAUGCUGGUUUGCGGGGAAUAUCCCUAUUUUUGGACAUUCCGGUAAAAGAAAACGACUGAAGUAAAUUGAUAUCGAAACAGUGCACUUUUCCCAUCACGUUUGUUUGAUUCGUGCUUCUAAAUUCAAAUUUGAAAAGAUAGUUAUAAUGUUUUCAUCAAAGUAUACAUCAAAUUCAAAUUCAAAUUUGUCGUGUCAAUUGCAAGUGAGUCAGUUGCAGAUAUUGAAAUGGAGCAAGAAGAUUCAUUUUCAAAAGAAGAUUUCGCUGAUCUUCAAAAAUCAGUCAGUGAAAUUCAAAACGCCAUCAAGAAUUUGGAAAUUUCAAAAAAAAGGCGUGACUCACUUGAAGAUGACGGCGAAGAAAUCUUUCCGCUUGAAAACCUUGACGAAUUGCAGAUGUUGGAAAAUAGGUUGCAAAAAGACAACGAUUUUCGAAAAAAUCUGAUUCGCUCUCUGUCACGAAUCGGUGGUACAACCGGAACGGGUAAAUACCGCAAAGUUGCCGAUUACAUGAUGAAGCACUGUUUCGAUAUCAGUUUACUUCAGUCGUUUUCUUUUACCGGAAUGUCCAAAAAUAGGAAUAUUCCUCGCAGACCAGCAUUCGUGAAAUACCAGGCAACGGUUCGCCUCAUAUUCAAUGUCGUUUAUAGGGCGGACCGAUCAUACAGCUUCAUCAAGAACGAGGAGUACCUUCAAAACUAUUUUAAAUACGUUAGGGAAAAGGGGGUGAAACGCCGACGUUCAACUGAUGAAGAAGAGAUAUUCCAUGCCAAAGGGCAAAGGACAUCAAACAACGAAAUAUUUGUGGAAUCGCAGCGUGGCCAAAUCAUUUAAAUGGAACCUAAUCGAUGCUAGUAUCGAGGACACAACAAAUUUAUUUUCAGUAUUGAAAAUUAAAUUUACUCUGGACAGAAGAAGCCAGUCAUAUUGAAAAAAAACUCGACGGCUAUCAAAACUCCCAACUAUUAGAAUAUUCAAUUGUUUGCUUCAUUUUCCAUUGGUUUUAUUGUUUUUAACGUGUUUUUUAUAUAUCAAUUUGCGAUAAAAUAAGUUGAGUUUCCAAAAACAAUCAUCAGCCAGAAUAUCUGAAAUCAAGUAAUAAAUGAAUUUUAUGUCAAUAUAUACAAAUAAUGUGU
Molecule: messenger RNA, 1184 nt
Organism: Sitodiplosis mosellana (orange wheat blossom midge)
Lineage: Eukaryota; Metazoa; Arthropoda; Insecta; Diptera; Cecidomyiidae
Exons: 3
Coding region: 277-882 (201 amino acids)
Source: RefSeq, a predicted model, not a curated record